GUAUGCGACCAGGGCUCUUCAAACAUGAAGGCGAUAAAAUCUCUCCAGUUUGACACGGACAAAGUUCGAGAUGAGAAGGGAAUUAUCAAGUCCUGGACGAUCCUCCUCAUCGAUGGCGUAGAAAUAAUACUGCUUUACGAUCCACCCCACAUCCUAAAGUGCGUGAGAAAUAACCUCCUAACAAAGGAUCUGGAGUAUGACCAUGACCCAAAACUUACAGAGGAAGAGCGGAAAUUUGCGUCGUGGGAUCAUGUGGUGACUGCUUACCACAUUGAUUUAUAUGCUCCUCGUUUAAAUCGAAUGGUACUGGACUUGACAGAUGAGCAUAUAUACCUCGAUAAAAUCAAUAAAAUGUCUGUGAAGCUGAUGAUGCAGGUUUUCAACAAGAAACUGGCUUCCUUCAUGGAUUUUCUUUUCUUGAUGCCAGGACCAAUAGACACCCACAUCGGACCGUUGGAUAUGCCAUCGGAAGCUUACCACACAGCCUUCAACCUAAACUUGUUGAACGACUUUGGGGAUGGUUUCAGCAGCGUACGGAAAGGUUACGUUCGGCAAGGUGACAGGAACACUAGACGUGUCCCGUGGACUGAAAACUUUUACCAAGACGAGUUUUUUAAACUUUCGGCUAGGCAAUUAAAGAGCAUGUGGUUUAUUGACAAAAAAACCCAAAAGUCUGUUACAACAGACAUUCCAAGUUUGCAAAAUUUAAUAGAUACGUUGGAAGAUUUUCUUGUAAUCUGGGAAAAAUUAAAAUCACUCGGAUUCGAAAGCUUCUGUACACAUGCUAUUAAUCAAGAGCCUUUAGAAAACUUUUUUGGAAAUGUUAAAAGCCAUUAAUUCAGGUCAAACAAGCCGACAUGUUCUCAGUUCAAAGGAAUUUUUAAAAUCGAUGCUAGUCACAAAUCUUUCUUCGAGGCACGCUCCCGGAUACAAUUGCGAAGAGGAUUCCGGCGUAUUCAUAAACUCCAGCAAAAGCUUUUUGAGAAGUAUUGUCAGGAAAUAAAGCGAAGAGCAAUCGCAGCAUGAGGAUGGCGAAGGGGAGGUUCUGCCCGACCCUUCAACCUUUAAAACCCGGGCAGUUCCGGAGAAAGGUCAUGUGUACAGCGAUACAGCAGAUCUGAUCAGAUGUUUGCAAACGAGCCUGCCUAAAACAAAACUAUGCUCUGAUUGCUUAAGCAGUUUGCAAAA
Molecule: messenger RNA, 1188 nt
Organism: Belonocnema kinseyi
Lineage: Eukaryota; Metazoa; Arthropoda; Insecta; Hymenoptera; Cynipidae
Exons: 3
Coding region: 25-837 (270 amino acids)
Source: RefSeq, a predicted model, not a curated record